AAAUUUGGGGAUGCUAUGGAAAAUUUUCCUGCCUCCUCUUCCUCCUGAUCAAGUUAUUCACCUUCUUCUUCAGUGGCAGCGUUGCUUUGCUCGCACAACAACAGAACAGCACUCACACUAUUCACUCUUCACAGAAUUAAAAAAAAAACUGCCUCCUAUCAAUGGAAACCACCGAACAGCCAAACCCUAACAACCACCCCUCCCCCAAUGCCGACCCCGAACAACAACAAAGCCACUUCACCGACGGAGACGACGACGAAGAAGAAUUUGAAGAAGAAGAAGAGGAAGAAGACGGAGACGACGUCGUUUCGCGUGACUCCCAGUCCCCAGUGUCGCAGCUUCGCGAGCAGCGCUUCAAGAUGGAGACGCUCUCGCGGCGGCUGUCAUCGGAGCUUGUACCAAUCAGAGUCCACGACAUUGUGAUCCGUGGCAACGCGAAGACGAAGGAUUGGGUGAUCCAAGCGGAGCUCGAGGGGAUCGAGAACGCCGCCACCGUGCAGGACCUGAUUCGCGCCUCGCAGGUCGCACUUGCAAGGCUCCAGGGGCUCGGAAUCUUCGAUUCCACCAACCUCCGCCUUGAGCCUGGGCCGCCGGAGCUCCCUCACACAGCCAACAUCGUCGUUGAUGUCGUCGAAGCCGCCAGCAAAGUCAGUGGAGAAUUCGGCGUUUACACCAAACCCUCGACUAGUUCCUGGACUAGUGAAGGUACUCUUAAGUACAAAAACUUGUUAGGUUAUGGUGAUCUAUGGGAUGCUUCUGUGGCCUACGGUGCUAACCAAACAACGGAGGUGAGUAUAGGGGUCUAUGCCCCUAGACUUAAAGGAUUGUUAACUCCUCUUGUAGCACGACUAUCCUUGCUUUCCCAAGAUUGGCAAGAGUUUUCUUCAUACAAAGAGCAAUUGUUGGGCAUGUCUCUUGGCUUAAUAUCAACACGGCACCAUGACUUAGUGUACACUCUUGGAUGGCGUACCUUAACAGAUCCGUCACAAAUGUCAUCCAGGUCUAUAAGGAGACAACUUGGCCAUGGUUUGCUGUCAUCUCUGAAGUAUACAUUUAAAUUUGACAGGAGAAAUUCACCAAUCAGGCCUACCAGAGGAUAUGCUUUUCUUUCUACCACUCACUUUGGUGGCCUCACACCAGAUGAACGAAGCUUGCGGUAUAUUCGUCAGGAGUUCGAUGUUCGUUGUGCAGUCCCCUUUGGGUUUUAUAAUACAGCACUGAAUCUUGGCAUUUCUGCCGGUGCUGUUUUUCCAUGGGGGCCUGGUUUCUUGAACAAGCCAUCUCCCCUUCCUGAAAGGUUUUAUUUGGGUGGUGAUUUCUCUCCAGUUUGCACCCUUGGAGGGCCAGUAACAUUGUGGGGAUUCAAAACUCGGGGAUUAGGUCCUACUGAACCAAGAAGGCAAAGCAGAGAUGGGGUCGGCGAUGACAAUGAUGAUUCAUCUAGAUGGGACUUCGUUGGAGGGGAUCUUGCUGUUAGUGCUUUUGCAGACCUAUCUUUUGAUCUUCCAAUCAAGUGGUUGAGAGAACACGGAAUCCAUGGUCAUGUGUUUGCUGGUGCUGGGAAUAUUACAAAAUUAACUCAGAACGAAUAUAAGCUGUUCUCUCCUCGCAAGUUCUUAGAAUCCUUUCGGACAUCAGUGGGCUGUGGAUUUGUUAUUCCUACUAGACUUUUCCGCUUAGAGGGUAACUUCUACCAUAUUCUCCGGCAGGAUGAGCAUGAUCGUGGAAAAACUGGAUUUAGAUUCAGUUUUUCGUCUCCUUCGUAGAAGCCGAGUUCAGUCAGAGAUAAGGUUUUUUUCCCCUCCUCUUGAUGUAAUUGUCAAGCAUUCGUUUCCUAAUCGCUUGAAAACAAGAGAUUGUCUCAGGAAAAAAAUUUAUAGAGAAUGGUUUUCUGAGGGAAAGCAUUAACCCUUGGGGGUCAAAGCAUAUAAGCCAAUGCUCAUUGCAUGGCAAAGGUGUAUGAAAUUAGAAUUCAUGCACACGUACUUUUGCUACUCUGGAAUGCCUUCAUUGGCACUGAGAGUUCUUAAACGUUCUUCAUCAUUAGCUGCAAAUAACUCGUUAACGUUCGUUGAGAAACGAGAGAUCAUCCUUGAGGA
Molecule: messenger RNA, 2099 nt
Organism: Arachis ipaensis
Lineage: Eukaryota; Viridiplantae; Streptophyta; Magnoliopsida; Fabales; Fabaceae
Source: RefSeq, a predicted model, not a curated record